AUGGGGAAACAGAAUAGCAAACUGGCCCCCGAAGUGAUGGAGGACCUGGUGAAGAGCACAGAGUUCAAUGAACAUGAGCUCAAGCAGUGGUACAAAGGGUUUCUCAAGGACUGUCCAAGCGGGAGACUGAAUCUCGAGGAAUUUCAGCAGCUCUACGUGAAGUUCUUCCCGUAUGGAGACGCCUCCAAGUUCGCCCAGCACGCCUUCCGGACCUUCGACAAGAACGGGGACGGCACCAUCGACUUCCGAGAGUUCAUCUGCGCGCUCUCCAUCACCUCCAGGGGCAGCUUUGAGCAGAAGCUGAACUGGGCCUUCAACAUGUACGACCUGGAUGGCGACGGCAAGAUCACCCGCGUGGAGAUGCUGGAGAUCAUUGAGGCUAUCUACAAAAUGGUGGGCACCGUGAUCAUGAUGAAAAUGAAUGAGGAUGGCCUCACGCCUGAGCAGCGAGUAGACAAGAUUUUCAGCAAGAUGGAUAAGAACAAAGACGACCAGAUCACACUGGAUGAAUUCAAAGAAGCUGCAAAGAGCGACCCUUCCAUCGUAUUACUUCUGCAGUGCGACAUUCAGAAAUGAGCAGAGGUCAACGCUAUGGACUGCACAAAAGUCUCAAUGUUCCAUUCAGUCUGCAGCUAUUAACACACACACACAUACACACACACACACACACACACACAUACACACACACACAUACACACACACACACACACACACAAAUA
Molecule: messenger RNA, 719 nt
Organism: Balaenoptera ricei (Rice's whale)
Lineage: Eukaryota; Metazoa; Chordata; Mammalia; Artiodactyla; Balaenopteridae
Gene: VSNL1
Product: visinin like 1
Exons: 3
Coding region: 1-576 (191 amino acids)
Molecular function (GO): calcium ion binding
Source: RefSeq, a predicted model, not a curated record